Entelurus aequoreus (snake pipefish) is the source of this 7651-nucleotide messenger RNA. RefSeq names its product metal transporter CNNM4 (gene cnnm4b). The record is from RefSeq and is a predicted model, not a curated record. Gene Ontology annotation, biological process: magnesium ion transport; magnesium ion homeostasis. Gene Ontology annotation, cellular component: plasma membrane. The transcript is spliced from 8 exons. Lineage: Eukaryota; Metazoa; Chordata; Actinopteri; Syngnathiformes; Syngnathidae. Bases 12 to 2477 code for a protein of 821 amino acids. Gene Ontology annotation, molecular function: magnesium ion transmembrane transporter activity; sodium ion transmembrane transporter activity.
GCGAAACAAACAUGGCGACGGAGUGGAGUGGACGCGGCUUCAUGAGAACUUUACUGCUCUUUUGCUGCCUGGCGGCGGGCAGCCGAGCCCAGACGGGCGAGUCGAAGCCGCGGCCCCCGACGCGGAUACUCGGAAUGCGGCUGGAGAGGAGCGACACGCCGGCCGAGACGACCGAGCGGGGGAUCAUCCAGGUAACCGAGGGCAGCGACAUCCUGGUCAGGUUCUAUGGGCUCCACCUGUUCCCCAACAGCUCGGCGCUCGUCCGCUUCACGGAGCUUUACUCCAGCGAGCAGGAGGACGACGACCACGGCGCCGUGGAGGUGCAGAACCUGACGUGUGCCGAGGACACCAAGGACCUGGUGGUGAAGGGCUCCAUGCGGGUGAGGAACCAGGACACCUCCGGGCUGCUGAACGUCACCGUCAAGCAGCUCCGCAAGAGCGAGGUGGUGAAGGUGUUCGCCCUGUGCGUCCGAGACCCCCUCCAGCCCACGGAGACCUGGUCCCUGCUGGACGAGCAGGACGGCCGGGUGCGGGUGGUGGAGGUGAAGAAGUCCCUGCUGCCCAUUUGGCUGCAGAUCAUCCUCAUCUCCUUCCUGCUGGUGCUGUCGGGCAUGUUCAGCGGGCUCAACCUGGGCCUGAUGGCGCUGGACCCCAUGGAGCUCCGCAUCGUGCAGAGCUGCGGCACCGAGAAGGAGAAGCGCUACGCCCGCAAGAUCGAGCCCAUCCGCCGGAAGGGCAACUACCUCCUCUGCUCGCUGUUGCUGGGCAACGUCCUGGUCAACACCACGCUCACCAUCCUCCUGGACGACCUCACCAAUUCGGGCUUCGGCGCCGUCAUCGCCUCCACCGUGGGCAUCGUCAUCUUCGGCGAGAUCGUGCCCCAGGCGCUGUGCUCGCGCCACGGCCUGGCGGUGGGCGCCAACACCAUCCUGGUCACCAAGCUCUUCAUGCUCCUCACCUUCCCGCUCUCCUGGCCCAUCAGCAAGCUGCUGGACUGCGUCCUGGGCCAGGAGAUCGGCACCGUGUACAACCGGGAGAAGCUGGUGGAGAUGCUGCGGGUCACCGAGCCCUACAACGACCUGGUGAAGGAGGAGCUCAACAUGAUCCAGGGCGCCCUGGAGCUGCGGACCAAGACGGUGGAGGACGUGAUGACGCCCAUCGGCAACUGCUUCAUGAUCCACAGCGACGCCUUGCUGGACUUCAACACCAUGUCCGAGAUCAUGGAGAGCGGCUACACCCGGAUCCCCGUCUACGAGGGCGAGCGCUCCAACAUCGUGGACGUCCUCUUCGUCAAGGACCUGGCCUUCGUCGACCCGGACGACAGCACCACGCUGAAGACCAUCACCAAGUUCUACAACCACCCGGUGCACUUUGUCUUCCACGACACCAAGCUGGACUCCAUGCUGGAGGAGUUCAAGAAAGGGAAGUCCCACUUGGCCAUCGUGCAGAAGGUGAACAACGAGGGCGACGGGGAUCCUUUCUACGAGGUGCUGGGCUUAGUCACGCUGGAGGACGUGAUCGAGGAGAUCAUCAAAUCAGAGAUCCUGGAUGAGUCGGACCAAUACACUGACAAUCGUACGAGGAAGAAGGUGGCUCCCAACAAGAACAAGAGGGACUUCUCGGCUUUCAAGCACGAGAGCGAAUCCAAGGUCAAGGUCUCCCCGCAGCUGCUGCUGGCCGCCCAUCGCUUCCUGGCUACAGAGGUGGCCUUCUUCAACCCGACACAGAUCUCAGACAAAGUCCUGCUGCGAAUCCUUCGCCACCCCGACGUGAUCCAGGAGAUCAAGUUCAACGAGAGUGAAAAGUGCUCGCCGCAUCACUACGUCUACCAGAGGGGCAAGCCCGUCGACUUCUUCAUCCUCAUCCUGCAGGGUCGAGUGGAGGUGGAGGCCGGCAACGAGAACAUGAAGUUUGAGACGGGACCUUUCUCCUACUACGGCAUCAUGGCGCUCAGCGCUCCCUUGCUGGUGGCUCCACCUCAUCCUCGCCUCGUCUCCUUUAAGAGGUUUUCUCUGUUCUCUCGGUUGCCAGAUUUCCGCUCGCCGUCACACCUCAGCGGCCUGAACCGCACGUCCUCGCUGAGUGGCGCCGACCGCACCGAGUCGCUGUCGGUCAGCGGCAGCAACAAUCAGCUGAACUGCAGCGUCACCUUGACCCAGCAGUACAUACCCGACUUCUACGUGCGCGCCCUCACCGACCUGCAGUAUGUCAAGAUCACACGCUCGCAGUACCAGAACGGCCUGAUGGCGUCCCGCCUGGAAAGCACGCCGCAGUCUCCCGAGAGCGUCCACCAACUGGCCGGCGUGACCUUGACCACGCCCCCCGCCGCCGCCACCUCCAACAACGCCCUCAACGACCUCGGCGUGGACGCCGCCAUCACGGAGAACGGGCCCGACGAGACCACGCUGCUGCUCCUCAACGAGCAGAACUUGGCCCACGCCGCCAACAACCACAGCCAGCAGGAGAACAGCGUGUGAGGCUCCGCCCCCCCCCCCCAGGCCUCGCCCCGACCGUCACCCCGCCCUGACCCGCGCACGUUUGCACGCAUGCACUAUUAUGAUUGGAUGUUUGCCGGGGAGGGGAGGAGUCUGUUUGUGUGACACGCCAAAGUGCACAAACCCCGCCUUCAUUUAUCCUCGGUUCCCUUCUUGGACCACUAAGCUCCUCCCCCUCCCACGUCAUGCCGCCUCUUCACUUUCCCCCGAACGACGAGACUCAGGGAGACUCCGCCCCCUCAUCGCACAUCGUCGUGUGUGUGGCCUAAAGCUUUGUGUUGUUUGCUGGCCCCGCCCACAAAAUGGAAGCCCCGCCCAACUCGCCUCAUCCGCACAGCUGGAGUCCAAUCAAAAUUGUCCGAUAUUCCGUAGAGAGUUUUAUUGUUGGCGACAAUCAGUGCGAUGAUGAAUGUAGCGUUUGUGUGUUUGUGCGUUUGUGCGUCACAGGAAGCAAAAUAUGUGCAGUUCGCUUUAAGGGAUCGGAAACUUUAUUUAUUUGGUGCAAAGAUUACGGGGCCACACUGCGGUGAAGAGUUGUUAGUCGCAAUGUUACGAGAACAAAUUGCCCAUUUUCCAAGAGUAAAGUCGUAAAAAUUGCGACGAAAAAAGUCACGUCAGGAGAAUAACGUAAAAAAAGACGACUUUUAAGUAGUCACGAUAUCAGCGUCUCACUUUAACGUCAUGAAAAUGUCAAAUCUACACGGAAUAUUUCACAUUUGUCGGAUUAUUGCUACGAUGUUUUUAACGUAGAAGCUACUUUGUUAUCGGAAAAAAAAUACUUUAUCUUCGCAACUUUUUUCUCAUAAAAUGAAAACUUCUGUCCUGACAAUAUUAGCAUCUCAUUCUCAUUUUUGCUUUUUCCUCGUUAAAUUACGACUUUUUCCUCGUGAAGUUACAACUUUUCUUCUAAAAAAAUACUCAUUAGUACGUAAUACGACAUUGAAAUAUUACUCCAGUAGUGAUGUCAAAUUUUUGGGGGGGUAAAAAAUUGAGAAAACAUUUCGCACAAUGGCAACUUUUCCAUCGUAAAAUUCCGAUUAUUUCGCCAUAGUUCAACUUGAAUCCCGUUAAUCGGAUACUUUUUUCCUUGCAGUAUUAGCAUCAUAUUCUAAUUUAUGCUUUUUCCUCGUUAAAUUACGACUUUUUCCUCGUGAAGUUACAACUUUUCUUCUUUAAUAUUUCAACAUGAUACUCAUCAGUACGUAAUACGACAUUGAAAUAUUACUCCAGUAGUGAUGUCAGUUAUUUUUUUUCGGUAAAAAAUUGAGAAAACGUUUCGCAAUAGUACGACACAAAAUAGCAACUUUUCCAUCGUAAAAUUCCGAUUGUUUCGCCAUAGUUCAACUUGAAUCCCGUUAAUCGGAUACUUUUCUCCUUGCAAUAUUAGCAUCAUAUUCUUAUUUUUGCUUUUAAUCGUUAAAUUACGACUUUUUCCUCGUCAAGUUACAACUUCUCUUCUUUAAUAUGUCAACAUGAUACUCAUCAGUACGUAAUACGACAUUGAAAUAUUACUCCAGUAGUGAUGUCAGUUAUUUUUUUUCGGUAAAAAAUUGAGAAAACGUUUCGCAAUAGUACGACACAAAAUAGCAACUUUUCCAUCGUAAAAUUCCGAUUAUUUCGCCAUAGUUCAACUUGAAUCCCGUUAAUCGGAUACUUUUUCUCCUUGCAGUAUUAGCAUCAUAUUCUCAUUUAUGCUUUUUCCUCGUUAAAUUACGACUUUUUCCCCGUGAAGUUAAAACUUUUCUUCUUUAAUAUUUCAACAUGAUACUCAUCAGUACGUAAUACGACAUUGAAAUAUUACUCCAGUAGUGAUGUCCAUUUUUUGGGGGGGUAAAAAAUGUAGAAACAUUUUCGCAAUAGUACAACACAAAAUGGCAACUUUUCCAUCGUAAAAUUCCGAUUAUUUCGCCAUAGUUCAACUUGAAUCCCGUUAAACGAAUACUUUUCUCCUUGCAAUAUUAGCAUCAUAUUCUCAUUUUUGCUUUAUCCUCGUUAAAUUACGACUUUUUCCUCGUCAAGUUACAACUUUUCUUCUGUAAUAUUUCAUAAUACUCAUCAGUACAUAGUACCAAAUUCAAAUAUUACUCCAGUAGUGAUGUCAAUUCUUUUUUUUGUAAGAAAUUUAGAAACAUUUUCGCAAUAGUACGACACAAAAUGGCAACUUUUCCAUCGUAAAAUUCAGAUUAUUUUGCCAUAGUUCAACUUGAAUCCCGUUAAACGAAUACUUUUCUCCUUGCAAUAUUAGCAUCAUAUUCUCAUUUUUGCUUUAUCCUCGUUAAAUUACGACUUUUUCCCCGUGAAGUUAAAACUUUUCUUCUUUAAUAUUUCAACAUGAUACUCAUCAGUACGUAAUACGACAUUGAAAUAUUACUCCAGUAGUGAUGUCCAUUUAUUUUUUGGGUAAAAAAUUGAGAAAAUAUUUCGCAAAAUGGCAACUUUUCCGUCGUAAAAUUCCGAUUUGGCCAUAGUCCAACUCAAAUCCCGUUAAAUGGAUACUUUUCUCCUUGCAAUUUUAGCAUCAUAUCGUCAUUCCAAGGUUAUUGUGGUAAAAGAACUGUCAUGAAAUUAUUUCAUUCCUGUCAAAUGUCAACUUCGUACUCACUUGUACGUUUUAUAAUGCUCGUAAUAUUACGACUUUUUCCUUCAUUCUCAUAAUAAUGAUAGUUUGCAUUUAUUUUUCGCAAUAGCAUGAUAGAAAAUUUGCCAUUGAAAUGAUGACUUCCUUUUGAUGAUAUUUCAAAUUUCACUUUGUAAUUUUAGCAUCUCAUUGUUAUUUCCAGGUCGUUCUAAUAAAAGGAAACAAUAUUGCUUUAUUCUCGUAAUAUUUCAACGUUGUUUGCUAAUCCUGUGAAAAUGCAAACGUACUUUUUGUCAUAUCGCUCGUUAAUGCCUACUUUACUUUCACCAAGUGCUGUUCAGUAAAAUGUCGGAUCUUUAAAAAAAAUUUCAACUAUAUUUCAGUAAUGACUAUUCUCGUAAAAUGACAAGUUUUCUCUUGUUUAAAAAAGACAACUUUAUUCUAAUAAUAUUCCACAUUAAUUCUUGUGACAUUUUUCUUUUUUUUUUUUACUCUUCAUUAUUUCUUUUUUUGCACUCUUUUCAGUGUGGCCCUCGUAGUACUUUUGAAAACCACCGUAUUUUUGUGCGAAAUGUGAUAUCGUUUCUUCUGCCUCACAGUGAGAUGUUUUUUUGGGGGGGGUAUUUUUUUUUGGGUUCGUCGUGGAAAUGUGAGACGAUGACACACACUCCAACUUUUUGGUUUGACUGUAACAACAACAACAACAACGAGCAUUGUGCUUUCUUUCUUUGCUUGCAACUGUAAUUCCUACAAAUAAUAAUAAUAAUAAUAAUAAUCGCUUCCCUUGGUGAGACACUGACAACAGAAGAAGGCUGCAGCUGCUCUACUUUUUUUUUAAAUUAAUUGGCAGGUAAAUGUAUGUCUGAUCACAGGGCAUUGUGGGAUUUUUUCGGGUUGUAAACGUUGGCCUUUCCAGUUGACUGUGAAUUGUUUUUUUAAUGCAGCAACACCUUUUUGUUGAAUGAAUGGUACAUUAAAAACUCAUUAAAUUGCAUUAGUGUUCAUAUUAACAUACAGUACUGUGCAAAAGUCCAUCUAUCCAACACAGCAGCACCCACAGUGUCAAUCAAGCCUUACAUACGCUACAUUUUUAAAAAAUAUUCUGCGACUUGCACGUUUUUUUGCCGCAUUUUCUCCAUUGCGCUUUCCCUUGGCAUAAAAUGUAAUAUUUUGCACGUAUUGUUGAAUAUUAAGAAAUAAAACACUUGUGUGGUACAUGGGCCAAAGAAAACGCCUGUAAACCUUUUUGUAAUAUUCUCAGCAAUACAAUAAAUCACCAUAGUGACUAUUUUUAUUUUUUUUAUUAAAUAAAUAAUGACUUCUUUGAAAGCUUUUAAGUAACUCAGUCAGUCAUGCAGGUAUAGAAAAUAAAAAGAUAGUAUACGCUUAUGCAGUACUAACAUUAUUAUGGGCACUUAUCGCUAAAAUAGAUACUUCAAAUGGGAGGCGGAAGGAAAAGUAGUCCCUCCCAACGCAAUGUCAGUAAGCCUUUUUUUUAUAUUAAUGUAGAAGUAUCCACACAAUAAAGCUAAAAUUAGAUCAGUCUCAGCAAAAUGUCGAUACUGGAACUCGAGAAUCGACAUUUUUCCGUCAUCGGCGUAAGCAUAUCCACGCCCUCGUGUGCCCGUAAUCGCCCGCCUGUGAAUAGGCUGUAAUUAGCCUCCUCGCUAACAAACAAGUGAACAAAACAUCCACUGGUGACUUUUGCACAGUAUUUUAUUUUAUUUUUUUGUCAAUACUGCGGGAGUAUUUGGCCAAAGAGUCGUUUUAUUUUUGGAUGUUUUUGUACGUGGGGUGUCACGCAUUUAAGGGAACACUAAAAGUACCUCGCAGUACUUUUACGAAGAGAGCCUCUUUUUGUGUUUGAAAGCACUUUAUUAGCAACCUCGUCACCCAAAAAAAGAAGAAAAAAAAAGCCACAAAUAUGCCAAAGUUUUUAUGUCGCAAUAAUGGAAAAAAAGUACUCUCCAGGAUUUUAUCACAAUUUCAAAAUGUUCAAAUUGUUUUCCAAGCAAUUAAUCAUCAUUGUGUUGCCUUCACUGUCCCUCUGUCAUUUGGACACUUUCUUAUCUGCUUUCAAUGAAAUCAAACUGUUUCGUGUUUUUUUUGUUCCGAGUGCCUGACUGUUUUUGUACCUCAAAAAAAAACAACACUGUCGAUGAUGAUUGUCCGUUGCCGACUAUCUUCUAUUUUUAUUUUCUUGUUUUGGUCGUCGCUGUGGUUGUUUCCACACUGAUCCGGGAACAGCGGGAAUGCUAAACGGAGAAAAAAAACGUCACCAAAAAAAAACACACAAAACUGUCCUUCAUUCCCGACGGUGCGCUUUAAUAAGAAAUCCCCAAAUGAAAGGUGUAAAUAGUGUUUUAUAAUUUCUUGUCUUAAUGAGUUUUCAUGAUGAUGAUGAUGAUGAUGGAUGUUGUUAUUAUUAAUAAACCUGAGAUCUAUUUCUCUACGACGACGCUUGGUGCUGGGAUUUUUUGGGGGGGGCUGCAUGAAAUGGGGAGACAAUAUUGCAAAGCAAGGUGUAAAUGUAAUGAGGAUAUGUAAUAAAAAUGACAAUAAAUAUGUUUUUUAGGGG